AUGGCGGCGCCCACGGUGCGGCACGGGGUGCUCCUGGCCCGGAGUUUGGCGCUCUCUCGGUCCUCCCUGGCAGGUAAAAGAUGCCUGCUGUCUGCAGCUUAUGUGGAUAGUCAGAAAUGGGAAGCAAGAGAAAAAGAGCUUUGUAAUCUAGCUGACCUGGCCUCCUUAAUGGAUAGAACCUAUGAGAAAAAACUGCCUGUCAGUUCUUUGACAAUUUCACGGUUCGUGGACAACAUUUCAUCCCGAGAAGAGGUAGACCAUGCUGAAUAUUACCUUUACAAGUUUCGUCAUAGUCCCAAUUGUUGGUACCUGAGAGAUUGGACCAUGCACAGCUGGAUUAGACAGUGUCUCAAAUAUGGUGCAGAAGACAAAGCCUUGUAUACUCUUGUCAAUAAGGUACAAUAUGGAAUUUUCCCAGAUAACUUUACAUUUAAUUUGCUCAUGGAUUAUUUUAUAAAGAAAGAAAAUUAUGAAGGUGCUUUAGCAGUGGUUUUCCAGGUCAUGCUGCAGGAAGACUUUGCCACCCCCUCCACUCAGCUGCUCUCCCUCUAUGUCUUGUACCAGUGUCUAGCAAAGAAGUCAGAAUUCAGCUGGGAGGAAGAAAAAAAUGUUGGAGCAUCCUUAUUACUGCUGGGCCUAAAACAAGAGAAUACUCUAUGCUUGAGUUCCCAAUUGUAUGGCUAUGCACUUCUGGGGAAGGUGGAGCUGCGCCAAGGACUGCGGGCUGUGUUCCGGGACAUGCCUCUGAUGUGGAUCCCGGGGUAUCUGGACAGAGCGCUCAAGGUCAUGGAACAAGUGAUGUCUUCCCCAGGAGAUGUGAAGCUGUGUCAAGAAGCUCUCGGUGCACUGGAGACAGCGCUGACGUCUCUGCUGACUUCUCCCACAGACGGGCCUCCUGCCGACGGGGCACAGGAAUCAGAACCCAGUGAUCAGUUAGACCAGGAGCAGAGCGAGCAGUCCAAGCUGCCCGAGUACCUGGAUCGGUUUAAGUUGUUGCACUCCGAGCUUCAGGCCCAGGGCAGAGUGGCGACAGAGUCCCUGUUGUCCCUGACCACGCAGCUGGUACAGGAAAAGCUGCCAGCCUGGGAGGCGGAGGACAUCCAGAACUACGAGCAAAAGCUGCAGCAGUGGCACCAGGAGCAGGCCGAGCUCCUUCAGAGGGAAAGGGCAGCCCGGGAGAAGGCCCGCCUGGAGCAGGAGGCCCGGAAAGCCGCCGCUACAUCGGCCUAAUCUCGCCCCCGUCCCUCCCGCCCCGCCGGCUGUGGAUUUCUCCCACAAUAAACUGAAGUGAACUCCA
Sarcophilus harrisii (Tasmanian devil) is the source of this 1297-nucleotide messenger RNA. RefSeq names its product mitochondrial ribosomal protein S27 (gene MRPS27). The record is from RefSeq and is a predicted model, not a curated record. Gene Ontology annotation, cellular component: mitochondrion. Lineage: Eukaryota; Metazoa; Chordata; Mammalia; Dasyuromorphia; Dasyuridae. Gene Ontology annotation, molecular function: protein binding. The transcript has 11 exons. The coding region runs from base 1 to 1230 and encodes 409 amino acids.